Messenger RNA from Colletotrichum fioriniae, 507 nucleotides. NCBI's taxonomy places the organism in Eukaryota, Fungi, Ascomycota, Sordariomycetes, Glomerellales, Glomerellaceae. The record is from RefSeq and is a predicted model, not a curated record.
AUGUCACCUUCCCUCGAGCAAAGAGUCAUUGAGGCACUUGAGAAGUGCUCCACCGCCACAGACACCCCCUUCGACGAUGUCUUGCGCGUCGCGCUGAAGGUCACGCAGAAGAUGCUUGAGCAGGCCGAUCCGACCGAAACUCCUGCGCCAGUCGGUCCAGCUGCACCAUCGGUUCCUCUCGUCGCUCAGAUCGCUCCUCCAGCACCUCAUACAGCUCCCGAGCCUAUUCCAGCUCAAGCUGUCGCCUCGUCCGUCGUUCCUGUCAACACUGCUACACCUGCCGCUCGUCGAGUUCUACGUGCCGCGCUUCCUCUGGCGAUGGCUUCUGCCCGCAAGCGAGCCGCUCGCGAAAGCUUCUCGCCGACCCCGACUGUUGGUGACGAAAAUGACGAGAGAGACGAGUUCGUCUGUGAGUUCGCUGGCUGUGGUCGCUCUUAUGAGCACAAGGGCUCUCGCACCCGUCACUACAAGGUCAACCAUGGCGGUCAACGUCCUCGAUCAAAGUGA